UGAUUGGUUGUUAUGUUUAAAGGACUGACCUGUCUACUAUACACUAUAAAAACAGUCUAUAACAUUGAACAUAGAAAAUCAUUUCUACACUAUAAUGUUUCAACCCUAUUUAAGGUCUAUAAUCUUUGUCAGUAUAUUAGCAUUUGCUUCAUUAUUAUCAUUAUGUAUAUUACAUCCUUUUCUUUGGUUACUCAUCAAUAAACAAACACGCCUAAAUCCAGGAUCUACUCUUUAUUCCGAAUGGUUACAACCAUCUGUACCUAUUUUUAUACAAUUUUAUUUUUUUAAUUUAACAAAUCCAUCCGAAUUUCAAUCUGGUCAUAAACCUCAUAUUCAACAAUUAGGACCAUAUACAUAUUAUGAGAAACGUGCUAAAUUCAAUAUAUCCCAUGAGAAUGGAUCUAUUACUUAUAAAGAAAUUAAAUGGUAUUAUUUUGAUCCAAAUUUAUCCAACGGUAACGAAAAUGACACCAUCACAAGUGUUAAUCUAGCUUAUAUAACCAUAGCAACUAAGCUUAAUUUCAUGCCAUGGCCUAUUAGUAGAGUCAUUGAACAGAUUGAAGAACAUUUUCAUGAAUAUCUAUUUAUUACAAAAACUGUUAAUCAAUUAUUAUGGGGUUAUGAAGAUGAAUUAUUAACAUUUAUAUCAAAUCAUUUUAUUAAUAUUUCAACAAAUAUUGGUCUAUUCAUCAAUAAAAAUAAUACCCUUAGUGAUUACGUAACAAUUAAUGAUGGUAACCAUGACAACAAAAAGAUUGGUCAAAUUAUAAAAUAUCAUGGAAAUAAAACAUUAUCUUGUUGGAAAACAUUAACAGCUAAUAUGAUUAAUGGUACUGAUGGUUCUAUAUUUCAUCCAUUUAUAAAUAAAAAUGAAGAUCUUUAUAUAUUUGCAUCGGAUAUAUGUCGUUCAUUACAAUUUGGGUUUGAUUCAAUAGUAAAGAUCAAUAAGUUACCAGUAUUGAAAUUUAUUCCCUUAUCAGAUAUAUUUAAAUCACCUAAAUAUUAUGAAAAAAAUAAAGGAUUUUGUUUAAAUUGGCCUAAUUGUUAUGAUGAUGGUAUAUUAGAUAUGUCAUCAUGUCAAUCUGGUGCACCAAUUGUUAUAUCACAACCACAUUUUUUAAAUGCUAAUAAAUCAUAUCAAAAUGCUGUUGAUGGUAUGUAUCCAACUGAUGAAUUCAAUACAAUGAUUUAUAUAGAACCAAAUACUGGUAGUAUCAUAAAAGCUGAGAAAAAACUUCAAAUCAAUAUUGUAGUAAAAAAUGAUCCAAAUUUUAAGCAACUAUCAAAUCUUUCAACUACUUUAUUACCAAUUAUGUUUAUUAAUGAAUCAGUUCAAUUAAAUGAUACUUUAAUUAAUCAAUUGUUUGUAAUAUUAAUUCAAACACCAUAUAUUGUUCAAAUUAUUUUAAUAUUUAUUGUUACCAUGGCAACAAUUGGGAUAUGUUCAAUUAGUUUAGUAUAUUUUUAUCAAAAUAGAACAAGUUUUAAGUAUACACAACAUAUUGAUAAUAUUCAUGAAGAUGAACCGAAUGAUACUACUUAUAUAGAAAAUGUAUCAGAACACCAAAUUACAUUAGACAAUGAUCAACAACAAAAAGAUCCGAUAGCUUAAUGUUAAUCUUUGAAUAAAAUGUGUAAAAAAAAAAGAAUAUUCGAUUUCAGUAGUAUAAAUCACUUUUGUUUUUCUUUCAUAUAAAAUUUGAUUAUUUCAUUACCUAUCUCUUAAUAUUGGAUUUAUAUAAAAAGUAUUAUAAAAGAUCAAUAAUCCAUGGAAAUAAACAGUUGUUUAGCUUUCCAAAUGCCCUGUUAUGUCUGAGGGUGGGGAAAGGUCACCCCCUCCCUCUCAAAAUGAUCUCACAUGGCCACGUGCAUACAACGACUGACAGGGGAGUCCUACUCACUGCCUU
This is a messenger RNA of Schistosoma rodhaini, 1907 nucleotides long. The record is from the annotation of a GenBank genome assembly. Lineage: Eukaryota; Metazoa; Platyhelminthes; Trematoda; Strigeidida; Schistosomatidae.